AUGUGCCUUUUAUGCAACAAAGUUUUGGGCAAUGACGCUAUGAAACCAUCUAAACUGCAAGAUCAUCUGAGAAGAUGCCACCCUGAUAAAACAGAGAAAAAUUUGAAAUACUUUCAAACACUCAAAGAUAAAUUUCAGAAGAGACCUACACUGGACAGAAUGUUCGCUUCGACGUCACAAAGAAAUGAUGGUUUGCGGGCGUCUUACAAUAUCUCGUUACUUAUAGCAAAAUUCGGAAAACCGCAUACUAUCGGAGAGAAGUUAAUUUUGACAGCCGUUGAAGAGGUUUUAAAAACUGUUUUACACAAACCUGCAUCUGAUAUCGUUAAAAGAAUUCCCUUAAGCAGCAAUACUGUUGAAAGACGUAUUGAUGAAAUGAGUUCUGAUAUUGAAAGCUUCUUAUGA
This is a messenger RNA of Acanthoscelides obtectus, 405 nucleotides long. Lineage: Eukaryota; Metazoa; Arthropoda; Insecta; Coleoptera; Chrysomelidae. The record is from the annotation of a GenBank genome assembly.